Molecule: messenger RNA, 300 nt
Organism: Radiomyces spectabilis
Lineage: Eukaryota; Fungi; Mucoromycota; Mucoromycetes; Mucorales; Radiomycetaceae
Exons: 2
Source: RefSeq, a predicted model, not a curated record
AAAGAUAAGAUUGAUACCGAAGCGAAUGAGGUACUCAAGACCCAAAUCGAUGCGUCGAUGGGUAUAGCAAGAUCCAUUGUCAGUUCUUGGCUUCCUCCACCCAAGCCAGGAGAAAAGCUGGAAGACGACGAGGACGACGAAGAAACAUAUAAACGAUAUUCCACCGGUCGCCCAGACAGAUUGGGACUUGGAGCAAAGUAUUUGUCACAUGCUGAAGCAAUGAACAAUGCGACAGGUGGCGCCAUGUCCAAGCAAGAGCUGGAGUUGAAGAACAAGAUUUUGAAUCAGAAUCGACGAGCA